GUAUAUCUAAGUUUUUGACGCGUGCGCUGCUUAUACUAGCACAGUACUGUUUUACUUUACUUUCAAUGUAUGUUGGAAGGAACAUCAAUGCCUGCUCUUUAGGUUGAGGAAGGCGCCCCAAUCUUCGUUGCUUGCCUCUGGCGGAUGCUGCCUUAGGUGUCUUCUUGCUGGAAAUGGAUGCCUGCAGAUGAGUGAAACCUUUUGGAGAAAGCACACAUUGUUGAUACCUGCAGGCGGCAAUGCCUGGAACUGCUGGCUGAUAAAAUGUCUGCUGAAGUGGCUGACAGCACGGAGCUGCAUUAUUUGCCACCAGUCCAUGGCACCACUAUUGACCGAGAAGAUCUUGGAACCAGCACCGACAAAGAAGACACCUUUGGCCAAGGGGUGCUGUGCAUCCAGGAAGAAGGCCGUGCUGAGGCUCUCUCAGCCACGGAGUUGGAGGUAGCCUACCGUGAAGCUGGUGGGGCUGCAGCGGGUGGCUGGCUGGAUGGCUUGCUAGGCUGCCUUCGCCCGGUCUGGAGCAUCCUUCACAAGGCUGAUGACAGCCAGGGGCCAGGGGACAGUUGGGAGAUUCCAUUUGAGGCCAUUGGUCAGCUCCAGUUUGUGGGAAGUGGAGCCCAGGGUGCGGUGUUUGUGGGCCAGCUGCGCGAUGAAACAGUGGCUGUUAAGAAGGUCACCAGCUUAGCCGAGACUGACAUCCGGCACCUACGAAAGCUCAACCACCCCAACAUUGUGGCCUUCAAGGGGGUGUGCACUCAAGAGCCGUGCUUCUGUAUUGUGAUGGAAUACUGUCCCUAUGGGCAAUUGUACGAUGCACUCAAGAAUGGCCGCAUCAUCCCACCUGCCACUGUGGUGGAAUGGAGCAAGCACAUAGCCUCUGGCAUGAACUACCUCCACUCUCGGAGCAUUAUUCACAGGGACCUCAAGUCACCCAACAUUCUAAUCAGCUACAAUGAUGUGCUCAAGAUUUCCGACUUUGGCACCUGCCGACAGUGGAGUGAGCGCAGCACCAAGAUGUCCUUUGCGGGCACCGUGGCCUGGAUGGCACCCGAGGUGAUCCGCAAUGAGCCCUGCUCUGAGAAGGUGGAUAUAUGGUCAUAUGGGGUGGUUAUGUGGGAGCUACUCAACUGUGAGACACCCUACAAGGACGUUGAUUCCAAUGCCAUUAUCUGGGGAGUAGGCAACAACAGCCUGCACCUGCCUGUGCCUGCCACCUGCCCAGAUGGAUUUCGGCUGCUCAUGCGCCAGUGCUGGAGCCCCAAGCCUCGUAACCGGCCUUCAUUCCGGCACAUUCUGAUGCACUUGGACAUAGCAGCUGUGGAGAUUCUGAGCACACCCAAGGAGAGCUACUUUGCAGCCCAGGCUGGCUGGAAGGAGGAGAUACGACGCUACAUGCAGAGUAUCCGUCAGGAGGGCCAACCCCAGGGGGAGCAGGAACUGAUUCGGCGGCGGCGGGAAGAGCUUCGGCAUGCGCAAGACAUUCGGCUACACUACGAGCGCAAGUUGGAGCGCACCAAUAACCUCUACAUGGAGUUCACUGCUUGCCUGCUGCAGCUAGAGCAGCGUGAGCGGGAAAUCAUCAGACGAGAACAAAGUUUGGAGAUUGGUUCAGGCAAUCGGCCCUACAAGAAGCACAUUGUGCGGCCUCUCAUUAAGGCCCAGGAGCGCUUUGGCAAGAAACGCUCUUAUCGACUUCCCUCGGACCCUCCAAGUCCCGAGCUCGUGGAGCAGGCAGUGGGGUCACCGUCCAGCAAAGGCCGCUCCCGGAGGGCCACGCACCGUCGCAGUGGCUCCAGCAGCAGCUGCUGUCGCAUGGUAGACAGUGAGACACAGACGGAUGCCGUGCAACUAUCACCCCACAGUGAGGAGGAGAAGGACCUGAACAGCAACCAGGCUCCGGCUCGCCUGGUACUGCAGACGCCCAGCAUUCUAGAGGACUGCUCUGCUCGGCCUCCGCGCCAAAAGCGUCCCAUGAGUGACAGUGACGAGUCACCCACCAGCCCUCCCCAGCAGGAUCUGACUACCUCCGAAGAAGAGGGUGAAGUGGACGAUGAAUACACUGCACAACAAGGGCCGAUGCGGCAAGCAGUAAGUGGCCAGUCUAUCUCUACGCUCAGUUCCGAGGGAAAUCUAUCGGAGGAAGAAGGCAACACAAGUGAAUGCUCGAGCUGCCAGCCAGCUGAACUUCUGUCAAGCCUCUCCAACCCAGACGACUGUGGGCCACUCCAGACACAAGGGAUUCUUCUUAAAAAGGAACCCAUUGCCAACCAUCAGUGACAUGCACAGCCAAACGUCGCGUGUGAACAGCGAGAUGGGUCACACAGAGACCACUGUCUGGUAGACAUCCUGCGUGCUCUAGUUGACUUCUUUUUUUGCUUUGUUUUUUAAUGCUCAUGAGACAUUCCAAGUGAACAAAGAGUCCUGUUAGCAGCCAUGGCUACUACCAAUGGACACGAUUUUACUUAUUUAUUAAGUUUGUUGCUGCUCUGUGAGUGGCACUCUCCUUCACCAGGAUUUCAAGACAGAUUGGCUAAUGGCUUGGUUGUCCCCCCAAAAACAUUUGCUCUUGCCUACACAAGUAAAGAGCACCGUGCUAUGCAGGCAACAGCCUAGAGCCAAUGCGCUCCAUUUUGUUUUGUAAAAACAAACAGGUUAUGCUUUGUGAUAAAAUCACCAGGAGAAUUUCAUUUGUGUCUUUUGGGAGCUUAUGUGUGCAUAUAGAUAUACAGUGAAAUCUCAUUACCACAAACUUCACAUUCCUUAAUCUUUCAUAUAAAUGAAUUAAAAUAUCUCCAUCCAGUCGCCUCUUGUUUUGAUGUGAAACAAUAUUAGUACUACUGUGCAAAUGAAAACACCAACACCAUGCACUGUAUUUACCCGAGUCCAACCCCAAAUCUAAUGCUCACCCAAUAUUAGAGGGCCUAAAGUAAGAAAUGAAAAAUAUAGAAUAAUAUAAUGAGCUUCUGAUUUGUGAAAGAAUGUGACAUGCUCCCACAUUCUUUUUGAAAUAUUCAUACAAAAGUUUCAGUUGAUGAGCUUUAGCAAUCACAGCCAAAAUUUUUAUCAAGAAAGUUCCAUCCAUACUAUAUGUUUGUACCUGCAUUGUAUGUGUGCAUGUGUGUAUAUAUAUAUAUAUAAUACACAUACACACACACACACGGUGUAGCCUGCACCAUGGCAGUCACGAAUCUAUAAGCGGUGCCGCACUACAGCCAAAGCAACCUUUUUUCAAGGGCUGCAGUUGCACAAACAUGUGUUGUGCAUGCAGCCUCGCGUGACCGGAAAUCGAAGCAUGCGAUGUGUGGUGCUUACAACUAUUCUAUUUUCUGAAUAUUAAAAAAUAGCGACCAAAGAACUGCCUUGCAAACGAAAUGUAUGCUAUGGGGAGGAUCUAAUAAAAGAAAGCAACAUCACAGAAA
Messenger RNA from Rhipicephalus microplus (southern cattle tick), 3419 nucleotides. RefSeq names its product mitogen-activated protein kinase kinase kinase 12. Lineage: Eukaryota; Metazoa; Arthropoda; Arachnida; Ixodida; Ixodidae. Gene Ontology annotation, biological process: protein autophosphorylation. Gene Ontology annotation, molecular function: MAP kinase kinase kinase activity; ATP binding. Gene Ontology annotation, cellular component: cytoplasm. The record is from RefSeq and is a predicted model, not a curated record.